UCUCUCUCAUGACAACAUUAAUGGCGUCUUUCUUAUACAUCUUCUCUCUCCUCCAUUUACUAUCCCAUAUCUACAUCACAAAUGCCACCCAGCUUAUUGUAGUAAACAAUUGCAAUGAAGUCAUAUGGCCAGCGAUUCUCGGCAGCGCCGGCCAAAUAACUCUUAAAGACGGUGGCUUUGAACUAACAAGCGGUCAAGAAUCCGUAAUCGACGUCCCUGAUAAAUGGUCAGGAAGAAUUUGGGCAAGACAAGGUUGCAAAUUCGAUAACUCCGGCAAAGGUAUAUGCGAAACCGGGGACUGUUCCGGCCAAAUUCACUGCCAAGGAACCGGCGGAUUACCUCCUGCGACUGUUGUCGAAAUGACCUUAGGAACUUCAUAUUCUCCACUGCAUUUUUACGACGUUAGUCUUGUCGACGGUUUCAAUUUACCGGUUUCGAUGGCGCCGGUUGGCGGAGGAAUCGGGUGUGGCGUGGCCGCGUGUGAAGUGGAUUUGAACGUUUGUUGUCCGUCGGCAUUGGAAGUGAGAAAAGAAGGGAGGGUUGUGGGGUGUAAAAGUGCUUGUUUGGCGAUGAAAUCGGCAAAGUAUUGUUGUACGGGGGAGUAUGCGAAUCCGAAAAUGUGUAAACCUACUUUGUUUGCUCAUUUGUUUAAGGCUAUUUGUCCUAAAGCUUAUAGUUUUGCUUUUGAUGAUUCUUCUAGUCUUCAUAAAUGUAGGGCUUCACGUUAUGUUAUCACAUUCUGCCCUCCCAAAUGAUCUAAUUAAUAUUAGCUAUCAUGGUUGAUUAAUUAUGUUAUGUAAUGUAAGUUGUUGGAUUUCA
Messenger RNA from Impatiens glandulifera, 819 nucleotides. Its product is annotated as thaumatin-like protein. The transcript has 2 exons. Gene Ontology annotation, biological process: defense response. Bases 9 to 755 code for a protein of 248 amino acids. The record is from RefSeq and is a predicted model, not a curated record. Gene Ontology annotation, cellular component: extracellular region. Lineage: Eukaryota; Viridiplantae; Streptophyta; Magnoliopsida; Ericales; Balsaminaceae.